Molecule: messenger RNA, 1380 nt
Organism: Hansenula anomala
Lineage: Eukaryota; Fungi; Ascomycota; Saccharomycetes; Phaffomycetales; Wickerhamomycetaceae
Gene: GPA1
Product: guanine nucleotide-binding protein subunit alpha
Exons: 1
Coding region: 1-1380 (459 amino acids)
Biological process (GO): G protein-coupled receptor signaling pathway
Cellular component (GO): heterotrimeric G-protein complex
Molecular function (GO): G-protein beta/gamma-subunit complex binding; G protein-coupled receptor binding; GTPase activity
Source: RefSeq, a predicted model, not a curated record
AUGGGUUGUGCAGCUAGUACACCAGUACAGGAGGAAGAUGAUCCUUUACUACAAAGUAGAAAGGCUAAUGCGGCUAUUGAGAAAAGACUAAUGAUGGAAAAACAACGAGAAAAGAAUGAAGUUAAAUUAUUGUUAUUAGGUGCUGGGGAGUCAGGUAAAUCAACUGUUUUAAAGCAAAUGAAAGUUUUGCAUCAAAAUGGUUUCACACAUCAAGAGCGUCAACAGUACGCACAAGUUAUAUGGGCUGAUGCUAUUCAAAGUAUGAGGAUUUUAAUAAUACAAGCUAGAAAAUUGGGGAUUUCAUUAGAUAGUGAUUUACCAAACUCUGAAUUAUCACAUUUUAAGACUGUUAUAUUAAGAGCUAAAGUUUUGGAUCAUAUAGAUACUGGUAUUGCAGGUGGUAGUAAUUUCUUGAAUGAUUAUGUUUUAAAAUAUAGUGAAAGAAGUGAAGCUAAAAGAAGAAUACAAAGUACAGGGCGUACUGGGUCUGUUUGGGAUUCUAUAGAGCAAAAACAACAACAAGAACAGCAACAAUUAUUGGGAGGAGGAGAUAAUGGUGAUAAAGUCACUCAAUUAGAAGAAAUUACCCAGGGAUUAAAUGAUACUUCAAUUAGACCUGGUGUUAGUACAAUAAAUUCAAAUGUUUUAAAUAAUCAAUCUGAAAAUUUCACUAGAGAUUUGAUUGCAGAAUCUAUUAAGAAACUAUGGUAUGAAGAUAAAGGGAUUCAACAAUGUUUUAUAAGAUCAAAUGAGUUUCAAUUAGAAGGUAGUGCAUCAUAUUAUUUUGAUAAUAUUGAUAAUUUUGCAAAUCCAAAUUAUAUAUGUACAAAUGAAGAUAUUUUGAAAGGGAGAAUUAAAACUACUGGUAUCACAGAAACAAAUUUUAAUAUUGGGUCAUCUAAAUUCAAAGUUUUAGAUGCAGGUGGUCAAAGAUCUGAAAGAAGAAAAUGGAUUCAUUGUUUCCAAGAUAUAACUGCAGUUUUAUUUGUUUUAGCAGUCUCAGAAUAUGAUCAAAUGUUGUUUGAAGAUGAAAGAGUGAACCGUAUGCAUGAAGCAAUGAUGUUAUUUGAUUCACUUUGUAAUAGUAAAUGGUUUAUAAAUACUCCAUUCAUUUUAUUUUUGAACAAGAUUGAUUUAUUUGAAGAGAAAAUUAAAAGAUCAUCAAUUAGAAAAUAUUUCCCAGAUUAUAGAGGUAAAUUAGGAGAUGUUAAUUCAGGUAUUAAAUAUUUUGAAGAUAUUUUCCUUGGUUUAAACAGAACUAAUAAACCAAUUUAUGUUCAUAGAACUUGUGCUACAGAUACACAAAGUAUGAAGUUUGUUUUGACUGCAGUGACAGAUAUGAUUGUUCAAUCUAAUUUGAAAAAGAGUGGGUUGAUAUAG